UUAGGUCACCAAUAGUUAGCGCUGUGUGUAGAAGGAUGAUACCGUACGAACUGGAUUAGUUUAUGACGAAAAAAUUAUGCGUAUAAUUUUUGAAAGAGAAUGGUAUGCAUUUUAAAUGAUAUAAGAACGUCACCAUUUCAUUUAAGCCGUAACCAUAUCCGGUUUUUUUUUUUUUAAUGCCGGCUAGCUAAGUCUACCUAACUCGAUAAGAUUAGCUAGGUAAGUUGGCUAGCAGCAGCCAGGUUUGUUUAGAAGUUGUGCAGUUUUAGUCAGCGAAAUUAAAUGUCAGCUAAAUUGUCAAGCCUGUUUAAACAAAGAAGAACAUACCCUCAGAUAACAUGGCGCUGAGAAAAGAAGUAUUUCAGGCAAAAGUCCUGCAGAGACUCUACCCUACUGCCCUAAAGGUAGAAAAAGCACUCGAGACUCCUGUCCAUCAACCCCAACCAGCUAAACAUUUUAAAGGUGUUCAGCUGAAGCCAAGCAAAGUGACUGGUCAUGCAGGAGAGUCUGCUGUAUCAGGCAGGAAGCUGUACACAGUCCUCCCUCCUCCGAAAGACUACGUUCCUGCCAGUGGAGAUGGAUCGAGGUCGGCUACUGAUGCACAACCUGUCAGUAACGCAGAUGAGAUGCCGCCUGCUGAUCCUGAAGGAUCAGAAGACCGCAGUGCCGCUGAAGAUAACGACCAUGCAAGCAAGAAGAGGAAACGGAGGAAGAGAAAGGCAGCUGCACUCUCUGAAGGGAAUCCGCCUACCACUGCUGCUCCUGCUGCUGAUGAUGGCAAAGCUGAAGAUGCUGAGGAGAGAAUUAAAGGGAAUGCAGAGGGCUCAGAGUGCCUCAGCAGAAACAGAAGGAGGAAGAUGAAGAAGAAGAGGCACAAAGAGAAGCUGCUCGCGCUUGGCCUCGUGCCCCGAUCCAUGGCCCUCGAGUUCACUUACAAACAAAGCGAGGAAAAGGAAGAUGAAGAGGAAGAAAAGAAGGUGGAAGAGGUUCUGGAGUUCCUUCAGUCUACACGAGAUCUCUACCAAUUAGAUCGCUCCCACAGUCCAGGUGAUCCGUCUGCGUUUUUCAGUGCGACCGAGUCGCUGUUCACUCGUCUGUCGGACGGUACGUCGCCCCCUGCUGUCCUGUCCACCCUGUGCGGGCUCAGAUGCCUGUUGCGUCAGAGGGAGGUGGAGAAGUUGCACGCUGUGCUGCAGGAGUUCACACACACUUCCACACUGCCUCAAGAUGAGACUAAAGUGAUCUACACACUCUUCCACUACUGGAUAACUGAAGUUCUUCCCAUGCAAACAGAAAAGAAGGCAUGACCACAACAUACGCACUGCAGUUCCACAGUUCGGUUCCAACUCCAGAUCCAGUUCUCUUGUUUAAUAUUAAGAGGAUUGGGACGAGGAAGCCAGUUUCUGUCAGGGUAUAAAUAUGGAGCUGUACAGGGGCGCCACCAGAAAUUUUGGGCCGCAUGAAAGAUUAGAAUUUUGGGCCCCCCAACUUUGCCCACCCUCGUCACGAUUGCACUAUUGUCAUUAUUUGACUUUUGAUAGCCCAUGGACCUUGAGUUUGUGACUUUAUUACAUUUUAUGUAUUAACCUACCAGGGACUAGAUGAAAACUGGUCAGUGACUAAUUCUGGUGCAUUUACAAUCACAAAUGAAAAUUCAAGAUUUUGCCACAUGCCUUUUUGUGCUAGGACAAUUGGUAGUGAAAUGUGUGAUGUGACUGCUAAUAAAUCAUAGAACACGUAA
This is a messenger RNA of Neoarius graeffei (lesser salmon catfish), 1741 nucleotides long. RefSeq names its product glutamate-rich protein 1. The transcript has 6 exons. NCBI's taxonomy places the organism in Eukaryota, Metazoa, Chordata, Actinopteri, Siluriformes, Ariidae. The record is from RefSeq and is a predicted model, not a curated record. Bases 339 to 1307 code for a protein of 322 amino acids.